Oryctolagus cuniculus (rabbit) is the source of this 545-nucleotide messenger RNA. RefSeq names its product S100 calcium binding protein A9 (gene S100A9). Gene Ontology annotation, molecular function: calcium-dependent protein binding; calcium ion binding. Gene Ontology annotation, cellular component: extracellular exosome; nucleus; cytoplasm. The record is from RefSeq and is marked validated. Lineage: Eukaryota; Metazoa; Chordata; Mammalia; Lagomorpha; Leporidae. Gene Ontology annotation, biological process: response to lipopolysaccharide; chronic inflammatory response; neutrophil chemotaxis.
AGACAUCUGUGGGCUCCUCUGCUUUGGCAGGGUACAGGAAUGUCCUGCGGGAUGUCGCAGCUGGAACGCAGCAUCGAUACCAUCAUCAACGUCUUCCACCAGUACUCCGUGCGGGUGGGGCCGCGGGACAGCCUGAGCCAGAAGGAAUUCAAGCAGCUGGUACAGAAAGAGCUGCACAACUUCCUCAAGAAGGAGGCGAGGGAUGAGAAAGCCAUAAAUGAUAUCAUGGAGGACCUGGACACGAACCAGGACAAGCAGCUGAGCUUUGAAGAGUUCGUCAUCCUGAUGGCAAGGCUGGUCCACGCCUCCCACGAGGAGAUGCACAAGAAUGCCCCCCAUGACCAUGAGGGCCACAGCCACGGCCCAGGCCUUGGCGGGGGUGGUCCUGGCCAUGGACAUGGGCAUAGUCACGGCCAUGGCCAUGGCCACAGCCACUAAUCAGGAGGCCAGGUCGCCCUGUGCCUGCCCCACCAGGGCCACAGGGAAUGCUGUGCGCCUCUGCCUUGGCUGUGGGGUUGCAGGUGGGGAAAAUAAAGCCUCCCUCC